Molecule: messenger RNA, 387 nt
Organism: Auanema sp. JU1783
Lineage: Eukaryota; Metazoa; Nematoda; Chromadorea; Rhabditida; Rhabditidae
Source: the annotation of a GenBank genome assembly
AUGAUAACCAACGAAAUCUUUCGACCUCACGCUGAUAAGCUUUGGUUGGAUGUAAUCAACGAUUCUGAAUCUUAUCAAAGUACGCCUCCUUUAACUAUGCAAACUCAAACAUUGGAUGGAUCUUUUAACCAAACACUUCCAUUAUCAGAACAUCCCCAUGGUCAUUUUGGACAGACCAAUGGAUUGAAUAACAGCGAUUCGACUCGUUCACAGUCUCGAUCAACUGAUUCAUCUUCGGAAGGAAGUCAGCAGAGUGCAGCAGCACCCGCUGAACAGCAACCACCUUCUGUAUCAUCCACAACAACAACUCAGAUUCCAAAUCUCAAUGCUGCCCUUCAACAAUCACUCGAAUCAUCAACUUUUCCAAAUUUUAACAAUCAAGGUUAG